Molecule: messenger RNA, 1621 nt
Organism: Pteropus alecto (black flying fox)
Lineage: Eukaryota; Metazoa; Chordata; Mammalia; Chiroptera; Pteropodidae
Gene: THTPA
Product: thiamine triphosphatase
Exons: 3
Coding region: 217-909 (230 amino acids)
Biological process (GO): dephosphorylation; thiamine diphosphate metabolic process; thiamine metabolic process
Molecular function (GO): thiamine triphosphate phosphatase activity; magnesium ion binding
Source: RefSeq, a predicted model, not a curated record
CCCCAAGGUUCCGCCGGCCCGUGCUGUGGCUGGGGAGGGUUAGGUUGGCCGGGGUCAUCCCGCACAGUGAGCCACCGGCCUCCGGGAUAGCAAGCCGUACAGGGGAGCGUUAAAAGAACACCUGCCACGCGGCCUGCUUUCGAGGGAGCCCUUUGGAUUGAGGACAUCAGCGGUAGAAGGGAUAUAACGAGACCUGUCACUAUCGCAGGCCGUAGUAUGGCUCAGGGCCUGAUUGAGGUGGAGCGAAAGUUCAUUCCUGGGCCUGGCACAGAGGAACGGUUGCUGGAGUUGGGGGGCACCCUGGAGCAUCAGGUCACCUUCCGAGACAGCUACUAUGACACCCCUGAGCUGAGCCUCAUGCGGACUGACCACUGGCUGCGGCAGCGAGAGAGUAGUGGAUGGGAGCUCAAAUGUCCUGGAGCAGCAGGUGUCUCGGGACUCCAUACUGAGUACCUGGAACUCACAGCUGAGCCCGCAAUUGUGGCCAAGCUCUGUGAGGUGUUGGGCGCUGAGGUCCUGGGGGCUGGAGGUGUGGCUGCUGUGCUGAGCCCACUGGGGCUGCAGGAAGUAGCUAGUUUUGUGACUAAGCGUAGUGCCUGGAAACUGGUGCUAUCGAGAGCAGAUGAAGAGGAACUGCUGCUCAGGGUGGACAUGGAUACAGCUGACUUUGGCUACGCUGUGGGUGAGGUCGAGGUCAUGGUGCACCAGGAGGCUGAAGUCCCAGCUGCUGUAGAGAAGAUCAACAAGCUCAGCAGCAUGCUUGGUGUGCUGGCACAGGAGGUGGCACCUGCCAAGCUGAUUGUGUACCUACAGCGCUUCCGGCCUCAAGACUAUCAGCGCCUGCUAGAAGUGCACAGCUCCAGAGAGAAGCCACAGGGGACUAAAGAUGCUGAUAGUAGCCUGGACUAGGGUGUCACAUCUUCCAUGACAGGGAAGAGAGUUCUGGGACUAAUGGGGUUCAUUCCUUUGCUCACUGUGCCUUUUCCCCAGGCUUUCCUCCCCAGAGUGAGUCUUCUCUCACCAGCUCUGCCUGUUCCUUCACCCUACCCUCAGUUAUCCUUUGUUGAGCCCUCCCAGACUGCCUCCUCUCUCUCAUCAGUCAGAUGCAAUCUGUGGGCCGCCCCUCUCCCCUGGCCGCUAAGCAGCCUCCAUUGAUUUCCGCUCGUGUUUAUAGGAUUUCCACUUAGCCGUGAUCAGUAGUUAAGCACAGGAAAAUCCCUUGCCACCCCCCCUCCCUUGGUCGAUGCCAUUGAUUCUGCCAGCGGCUCCUAAACUGCCUUACAGCUGAGUUAGAGAUGAGGGGAGGCAGCAGGGAUUUCCCUGCCUGGGGGUGUGGGGAAUAGCGCAGGUAGGUAGGAAAUGGGUGGGAUUUUUUGUUGGAAAUCUAGAAAUUCUGGUUUGAUUUUGCCACUGUGCCCUACUCUAGACCAGAGGGUAGAGCGCCUCCUGUGGAAGUUUGGGGCAAAUCUGCUCCUCAGCCUGGAGAGGGGUAGAAAACCCUCCUUUGUUGAAACAGGUUCCUAAGGCUGAGGGGGAAGAUACAUACUUGCUUUUUAGACGUUUCCCUUGCUGUUAUUCAUGUUUUCUACCUCAAAUAUACACAAAUAUGGCUUCCCCCGUA